ACAUGUUAUUCGCUACCAAUGUUCUGUCCAAACGGGGCUGUUAAGGUCCGUGAAAGGAUUUUCACGCGAAGGCACAGAACUCAACACCGGAAGUAGUUUGUUGUUGUUGUUGUUCUUAGCGUGUGGACACGGUUUCUCAUGAACUAACGUUUCGUUCAGUAAAGCCCAAUAUUGUCCCCCCCCCCCCCCCCCGCAUCUUACGUGUGCAUUGAUAAGGUGAGCGCGCUGUGACCAAUUCCGCCAGUAUAUUGGGGUAAAUUGGUGGCGCAUUUAAGCGUAAAUCGAUUCUUAGUGACCGACGUAGACCGCAUACCGACAUCACGUGCCUUAGAUCUCUGCACACCUGUCACCAUGUCCGCCAUCUGUCGAUGCGCUCGGUUCAGUCGCGUUUCCACCUUAAAGACUAAUUGGAUGCAGGUGAUGACAUUCGGGUGCAACGCUCAUCCGCUACAGAGGAGGACACCUGACGUCCUCCGCAGGGUCCGAAACGCGACUCACCUAAGUGACGUCACCAUGGCCUGUAAGUCAAGGGACCUGUCAAGUUCAUCUGAGAGUGGAGCAGCUCGAGUGAAGAGGGUUUCUAUCGAGGGCAACAUCGCUGUGGGAAAGUCGACCUUUGCGAGACUCAUGCAGUCAGCCUGCAGGGACUGGGAGCUGGUGGCAGAACCUGUCAGCAAGUGGCAGAACAUUGAAAGCGGGACCUCGAAGGGGACAGACGCGUCCCCCCAGUCGACGGUCAGCAACCUUCUGCAGAUGAUGUACCAGGACCCUGAGCGCUGGUCGUACACAUUUCAGACCUAUUCCUGCAUGAGCCGUCUGAGGACGCAGCUGCAGCCUCCUCCGGCGCGCCUACUGCGCUCAGAGGGGACACCUGUCCAGGUGUAUGAGCGCUCCAUCUACAGCGACAGAUACAUCUUUGCCCUGAACAUGUUCGAGCUGGGUUGUAUCAACUCGACAGAGUGGGCAGUCUACCAGGACUGGCACUCCCUCCUGGUGGAACAGUUUGGACACCAGGUGGAGCUGGAGGGCAUUAUCUACCUCAGAGCUCCACCAAAGAGAUGUAUGGAGCGUCUGAGGUGCCGGGGAAGGGCGGAAGAGACCGGCGUGAAACUGGAGUAUCUGGAUAAGCUGCAUGUUCAACACGAGAGGUGGCUUGUUGAGAAGAGCACUGAAUUACAUUUCGAGAAGUUAAAACGGAUACCUGUGUUGGAGCUGGAUGCCAGUGAGGAGUUUCAGAGCGACCCAGAGGUGCAGGAGGAAUUCAUAAGAAAGAUGAAAAACUUCUUCAAAGCUUUAUAAGAAGACGUCCCCAGUGGGAAACGUAUGACAGCAGUCAGGCCUCCGUACGUCAUAGGGGAAAUCUAAAAUAGUAUUGAAGGUUCUCUCUCUUUUGGUAUUUUGCAGCAUUACACAAAACACAUUUAUUUGUUACAUUUUAUUCUGCUUUUGUUGUUUGCAUGUGAGUGUUUUGAGAUUCAGUGGGAAGUUAGAGUGAGUUUUUACACUGUUCUAUCUAGACUAAGUCUGUGCUGUCACUUCUUCAGCACAUUUUUAACACAAUAUUGACUGACAAUUGAAAAGUAUUGUAAAUUUCUUGUCUGUUAGCAAAUAAAAAUCUAUUGUUUUCUAGCAAUGCAUUUUCCAUUGUCUCAUCAAUUAAAUAACAUAUUUUAUUCCUAUGUUCUAUAUGUGUGAAAUUGUUACUUUUGUCAUUGUCACUAAGCAGAGACGUCCUAACGGCUCUGCAGCAUUAAAGGUGUUAUUUGGGAA
Messenger RNA from Gasterosteus aculeatus aculeatus (three-spined stickleback), 1770 nucleotides. RefSeq names its product southpaw (gene spaw). Gene Ontology annotation, cellular component: mitochondrion; extracellular region; cytoplasm. Gene Ontology annotation, molecular function: cytokine activity; deoxyguanosine kinase activity; growth factor activity. The record is from RefSeq and is a predicted model, not a curated record. Lineage: Eukaryota; Metazoa; Chordata; Actinopteri; Perciformes; Gasterosteidae.